GUUUCCCUCUUUACUUCAUUUCUCUUACUCUUUUCUUCUUCCUCUUGUGACAAGUGAACAUCAAAAUGGAAGCCUUGCUACCUCUUCAUCUUUGCCAUUCUCUGUAUACCAGUCCACGCCCUCUGUACCCGCUGCGCUUCCUCUUUCUAAUCUUCACAAUAUCAAUAUCAUUCCUUGCUUCUUCAUCUCGACCUUGUCCAGAAUUUAAAUGCGGGUACUAUGUUUUUCCAUAUCCUUUCGGACAGAAGAACAGCGGCUGUGGUGAUCCCACGCUUCAGCUUGAGUGUGAUACUGGAGAGGGUAUGGCUCUAAUCAAUAUUGGUGGCUAUCAAUACUACAUACUGAGACUAUCCAAGAAGUGGGAAGAGGAUCACAUCAUGACAAUAAUAGACAAAAGUAUCCGGUGGAAGAGGUGCAAUCCAUCAUUGUUCGGUAGCCAUACAACACAAAUUUCGCUUAUCACUCGAUUUCAUAAUAACAAUGGCUACAAGAAUUUAACCGUAUGGGGGCAAUGCGCUAAAACAAUUCGGAGACGUAGUUUAGUGUCUCCAUUAUCAUGUAAUGCGAGUUGGUAUUUUAUUUUAAAGGAUGAGUCGAGUUUCGAAAGUGUGUGUAAAUCGCAGGUUACAGUCCAAGUCGUUAAUCAGGUCUCUGGAAUUCAAGAUGGGUUCCAAGUGACAUGGGAACCCAACAAAGCCUGCAAGGAUUGCGAGUCUCGCGGUAGGUUUUGUGCGUAUGAUAAAACCAGUUCGACGCAGAUUUAUUGCAAGCGGCCUAAAGGCAAGUCCCAAACCCUGAAAAUUAUUCUAGGUUCCAUCGGAGGCACCGGGCUCGCCGCAGCCGUAGUGGCGCUCUUCAUUUAUUAUAUUAGGAGGAGAAAAGCAUCUCCCACCCGUUGGAUUGCUAGCGAUUUCAGCGAUUAUCAAGGAACCGACAUAGAAGAAGGCCAGAAAGGGUAUAUGUUAGGUGCUUUGCGCAUAUUUCCUUAUCAAGAACUUCAACAGGCCACGAAUUUCUUCGAUGAGCAGAACGAGCUUGGAGAUGGCGGAUUUGGCGCGGUCUAUCUGGGCAAACUUGUGGACGGGCGAGCUGUAGCAGUGAAGAGGCUUUAUCAGGAAAACUCUCGAAGAAUUGAACAAUUUAUCAACGAGGUACAAAUCCUAUCCUCUCUUGACCAUCCAAACCUUGUUCGUCUCUACGGCUGUACAAGUCUGAAGAGUCCGAUUCUAAUACUUGUUUACGAAUAUGUGCCAAAUGGAACCCUGGCCGAUCAUCUGCAUGGAAGUCGAAGAAGUCUGAGAGGUUUGCCUUGGGGAAUUCGUUUAAAAAUUGCCCUACAAACAGCCCAGGCCUUGGCGUACCUCCACAGCAUCGAGCCACCCAUAUUUCACAGAGAUGUGAAAUCCAAUAACAUUCUUCUGGACGAAUAUUUCGGGGCAAAAGUUGCAGACUUUGGGCUUUCCAGACUGGUGCCGGUGAAUGUCUCCCACGUGACAACUGCUCCGCAAGGCACGCCAGGAUACGUUGACCCAGAGUACCAUGAAUGCUUCCAGCUCACUGAAAAGUCUGAUGUCUACAGCUUUGGAGUUGUUUUGGUGGAGAUCAUCUCUGCCAAAGUAGCCGUGGAUAUGAACCGAAAUAGAAACGAAAUUAGUCUUGCUACAAUGGCCAUAGAAAAGAUCAGAAGAGGUGUUUUGGAUGAAUUGGUGGAUCCUGAUUUGAAGAUUGAAAGCAAUCAUGAGGUGAAGGCCAUGGUUGCUGCAGUUGCCGAAUUAGCCUUUGAAUGCCUUGCAAGAGAAAGGGAUUUCAGACCAUCCAUGAACGACGUUGUUGCUCGUCUCGAACAAAUCAAUGAAAUGCUGCAGCAAAGCAUAGAAUCUUCCAAGUUCACAAGCAUCUCGAUCACAGCCUCUGCACUUUCAGUACCAAUCACGGGUAAAGACAGGAGUGGACAAUAUUGGGUUCCUUUGUCUUUGUAGUUAGUAUAAACAUGAGCCAUCUGUUUUCAAUGUAUUCAGUAGUUUCUCAAUAUACGUAUGAGAAAUAUAUAGGCCAAAAAUCGUUUCCGCUUGUAUAGCGGAAUUCUUAUUAAUUAAAUUACGCAUUACAGAGAUUUCGAAAAUCCACAUCUUUCGCUACUUCCCCCUGGAAUUA
This is a messenger RNA of Cryptomeria japonica (Japanese cedar), 2154 nucleotides long. RefSeq names its product LEAF RUST 10 DISEASE-RESISTANCE LOCUS RECEPTOR-LIKE PROTEIN KINASE-like 1.2. The coding region runs from base 66 to 1979 and encodes 637 amino acids. Gene Ontology annotation, biological process: protein phosphorylation. Lineage: Eukaryota; Viridiplantae; Streptophyta; Pinopsida; Cupressales; Cupressaceae. The record is from RefSeq and is a predicted model, not a curated record. The transcript is spliced from 3 exons. Gene Ontology annotation, molecular function: ATP binding; protein kinase activity; polysaccharide binding.